UGAUCGAUGAGGGAAUAAUUAAAAGAAAGAGGAGCAGGGGAGAUGCAUUUGAUGAGGGCCACACGAUGCUUAAUAAACUUGAAAAUGUCUGUCUAUUGGAAAGUGCUAAUAUGUAUUAUGUUGCUCGUAGACGUGUCAAGAUGCAUGACUUGAUUAGGGACAUGGCCAUCCAAAUACUGCUAGACAACUCUCAAGGCAUGGUCAAAGCAGGUGCGCAAUUAAAAGAGUUGCCAGAUGCAGAGGAGUGGACGGAGAAUCUCACACGAGUCUCACUAAUACGAAACAAGAUCAAAGAAAUUCCUUCCAGCCAUUCACCAAUGUGUCCCUAUCUAUCAACUCUACUUCUAUGUCAAAAUCAUUGUUUGCGAUUCAUUGCAGAUUCAUUUUUCAAGCAAUUGCAUGGGCUCAAGGUCCUCGAUCUGUCUGGGACCAGUAUUGAAAAUUUGCCAGACUCUGUCUCUGAUUUGGUGAGUCUCACUGCAUUAUUGCUCAACGAGUGUGAGAACUUACGUCAUGUUCCAUCAUUAGAGAAGCUCAGGGCACUGAAGAGGUUGGAUCUCUAUUGGACUCCGCUUAAAAAGAUGCCGCAAGGAAUGGAAUGCCUAACCAACCUGAGGUAUCUUAGAAUGAAUGGAUGUGGUGAAAAGGAGUUUCCCAGUGGGAUAUUACCAAAACUCUCUCACCUGCAAGUCUUUGUACUAGAAGAGUUAAUGGGGCAAUUUUCUGAUUAUGCUCCGAUAACAGUUAAAGGAAAGGAAGUACGAUCCUUGAGAAAUUUGGAAAGUUUGGAAUGCCAUUUCGAAGGUUUCUCUGACUUCGUGGAGUAUCUCAGAUCUCGGGAUGGGAUCCAAUCAUUAAGCAAAUAUACAAUUUUAGUAGGAAUGAUGGAUGAUGGUUAUUGGUUUGGCACUUAUCAUUUUCCAAGUAAAACAGUUGGGUUGGGUAAUUUGAGUAUCAACGGAGAUGGAGAUUUUCAGGUCAAGUUCUUAAAUGGCAUUCAAGGACUGGUUUGUGAAUGCAUCGACGCAAGAAGUUUAUGUGAUGUUUUGUCAUUAGAGAAAGCAACUGAACUUGAGCUCAUCAGCAUUCAGGGUUGCAAUAGCAUGGAGAGCUUGGUUUCAUCUUCUUGGUUCUGCUAUGCUCCACCACGAUUGCCAUCAUAUAAUGGUACGUUUUCUGGUCUUAAAGAGUUUUAUUGUUAUGGAUGUGAAAGUAUGAAGAAGCUGUUCCCGCUUGUGCUGCUGCCAAACCUCGGAAACCUGGAAAGGAUUGUUGUUGAGGAUUGUGAGAAAAUGGAGGAGAUAAUAGGAACAACAGAUGAAGAAAGCAGCACCUACAAUUCCAUCAUGGAAUUAAUAUUCCCAAAGUUAAGAUCUCUGAGAUUGUUUGAAUUACCAGAACUGAAAAGCAUUUGCAGUGCAAAACUGAUUUGCAAUUCUCUUAAAGAUAUUGAUGUAGAGGAUUGUCAGAAGCUGAAGAGGAUGCCCAUUUGUCUUCCGUUGCUUGAAAAUGGCCAGCCAUCUCCUCCCCCUUCUCUUAAAGAAAUCACGGUAUAUCCAGAAGAAUGGUGGGAGACAGUAGUGGAGUGGGAGCAUCCUAAUGCAAAGGAUGUCCUUCGUCCCUUUGUACACUUUGUGUAGGAGAAGACUACUCUGCGCCUAAUAUAAUAUAAUAUAAUGUAGAACAGAGGGUAAGCAUCGUCUCUCUCAAUCGAAUUGUACCUUUCGUAUUGUUAAUCCUUUCGUUGUUAGAAUACUUCUUUGUUGCAUCAUUUAUCAAUUCUAUCCUAAUGCAAAGGAUGUCCAAAGGACCUUUUUUAUCUCUCGAAAUAAUUAAUAUGUAGAAUGGUUAAUUACUCCGUUAAAUGUAAUAAUACGUAUCCUUCUUUGUUGCAUCA
This is a messenger RNA of Populus trichocarpa (black cottonwood), 1897 nucleotides long. RefSeq names its product probable disease resistance protein At4g27220. NCBI's taxonomy places the organism in Eukaryota, Viridiplantae, Streptophyta, Magnoliopsida, Malpighiales, Salicaceae. The transcript has a single exon. Bases 66 to 1640 code for a protein of 524 amino acids. The record is from RefSeq and is a predicted model, not a curated record. Gene Ontology annotation, molecular function: protein binding.